AUUCUGUGGCUUGAUGUGGCUUUGUCAGUUACUGCCUCCCCACCUCCCGGGACUUCCCACUGCCUCUUUAGCACAAAUCAGACUUAAGCAAAAACAACUCUUUUUCCAUGGGAUCAGUUAUAUAAAGAAUGGCUUUGCAGUGAGCAGUUCAGUCUACUGGUCUCAUCAGUGAAAGGCUUGUGAAAAUUUCUGGAAAGAGCACUGGCUGGCUUGUUCAUCUCUCUGUUUGGUCAAUUGCUGUGUUUCUGCCGGAUCAGAUGAGCAGAUUGGUUAGUGAAGGUCAGUGUGAGAAGAUUGUUUCUGAGCUUGAGAAGCUUCUGGAGGAUUGAAGAGUAUUUGAAGUCUGUGUCAAACAUUCAUAUCGUAAGUGGAAUUUUGGAGAUAUUCAAAGAAUGCUGUCAGAAGGGUAUCUCAGUGGACUUGAGUACUGGAAUGACAUCCGCUGGAGUUGUGCCUCUUAUAAUGAGCAGGUGGUUGGGGAAAAGGAAGAGGAGACAAAUUCUGUUGCUACUCUUUCCUAUUCCUCUGUGGAUGAAACACAAGUCAGAAGUCUCUACGUGAGCUGCAAAUCAUCUGGCAAGUUUAUCUCUUCAGUGCAUUCAAGAGAGAGCCAACAUAGCAGAAGUCAGAGAGUCACAGUGCUGCAGACAAACCCCAAUCCUGUGUUUGAAAGCCCAAACUUGGCUGCAGUUGAAAUAUGUAGAGAUGCCGGCAGAGAGACCUACUUGGUUCCAUCUUCUUGCAAAAGUAUUUGCAAGAAUUAUAAUGACUUACAUAUUGCAGGGGGCCAGGUGAUGGCCAUUAAUUCAGUGACAACAGAUUUUCCCUCUGAGAGCAGUUUUGAAUAUGGCCCUUUGCUGAAGUCAUCUGAGAUUCCUUUAUCCAUGGAGGAUUCCAUUUCUACUCAGCCCAGUGACUUCCCCCAAAUACCUAUCCAGCGGUACUCAUCCUAUUGGAGAAUAACAAGCAUCAAAGAGAAAAGCAGCUUGCAAAUGCAGAAUCCUAUUUCUAAUGCAGUGCUGAAUGAGUACCUGGAGCAGAAGGUUGUGGAAUUAUAUAAACAGUACAUUAUGGACACCGUGUUUCAUGACAGUUCUCCUACUCAGAUUCUGGCAUCUGAACUCAUCAUGACAAGUGUAGACCAAAUCAGUCUUCAAGUGUCUAGAGAGAAGAACCUGGAGACCUCAAAAGCCAGGGAUAUAGUCUUUAGCCGCCUAUUGCAAUUGAUGUCAACUGAAAUUACUGAAAUUAGCACUCCUAGUCUCCAUAUUUCUCAGUAUAGCAAUGCAAAUCCAUAGAGAGAAUGCUUCCAUUACUGUCUCUCAUUUACUUAAGCAUGAAGCAACACUUUAUCCAUUUAUUCUGAGAAUGUGCAGGAGGGAGUGGUGAAGGGGAAUUAAGGGCUAGAGAAGUAAAGGUCAGUUGGAAGUCAUGUGUGAAUGAUGGGGAAAUCUCAUAAUAUUACACUUGAUGAAGGAAUGUGGUAAGAGAAGCCAUAAGGAAAGAUUUCAAAGAAAGGUGUGUACAGCAAGGAAGCAAAAAUAAAAAUGAUCAAAAAAAGAAAAGGUUAAUUCAUUUAAAGAAACAUAGGAAUUAAAAAAGAAGACAGCCAAAUGAGAUGAAACAAAAAGGCCAAAAGGUAGCUGGGCGCGGUGGCUCUAGCCUGUAAUCCCAGCAUUUGGGAGGCUGAUGUGGGUGGAUUACCUGACAUCAGGAGUUCAAGACCAGCCUGGUCAACAUGGUGAAACCCCAUCUCAACUAAAAAUACAAAAAGUUAACCGGGCGUGGUGGUGGGUACCUGUAAUCCCAGCUACUCGGGAGGCUGAGGCAGGAGAAUUGCUUGAACCCGAGAGGUGGAGGUUGCAGUGAGUCGAGGUCGUACCAUUGCACUCCAGCCUGGGUAACAAGAGUGAGACUCCAUCUCAAAAAAAAAAAAAAAAAGCCAAAAGGUUUCCAACUUGUUUAUUUUUGAAGGAAAUGGACUGUAGAAACCUGCUAUAUUUGGAUGGAAAGAUAGGGUCAAACAGUUUUCAAAAUAUGUUUAUCUCUCAUUUGUCUAUUCUGUAUCAGAUCAUUUAAAGGUUUAUUCUUUGUAAAUAUUAAAACUGUAACAAAUUA
Piliocolobus tephrosceles (Ugandan red Colobus) is the source of this 2118-nucleotide messenger RNA. It is a transcript of the gene TASL, whose product is annotated as TLR adaptor interacting with endolysosomal SLC15A4. The record is from RefSeq and is a predicted model, not a curated record. The coding region runs from base 393 to 1298 and encodes 301 amino acids. Gene Ontology annotation, biological process: regulation of toll-like receptor signaling pathway. NCBI's taxonomy places the organism in Eukaryota, Metazoa, Chordata, Mammalia, Primates, Cercopithecidae. The transcript is spliced from 3 exons.